GUUCAGUAUGUACAGUACAGGUUUUCAGAUUAUCAGCUUGAGAGUGCAUAUAAAGUUUAACCAGACAACAGAGUGACUCACAGGUUUGAGUAAGUUCUAAUAAUAAAGCCAAGAACCUCUCCACUGACAAUGGCUGCAAAUGCAGAAGACAAUGCUAUGGAAGAGUAUAUUGAGGACAUAAGCAAACUGGAUCCAGAGAAGUCAGUUGUAUGUGUCUUUAAGCAUAACAUGCACUGUGCAGUCUUUAAGGGAACAUACUGGAUUAACAAUUGGCCAAGGAAAUGGAAAGCCCCAAAUGUUCCAGCCCCUGACUGGUUCGGAAAGGAAUCGGGUAUGGAUCUAGCAGAAUGGUACAAAACCUGGAUGAACUUCAAAGCUAGAGAGGAUGAUAUUAUCAUCUCUGCUUAUCCUAAAUCAGGCCACCAUUGGAUGUUUGAGGUGGUCCAUAUGAUACUAAAUCACACCACAGAGAGUGUUAACAAGUGUAAGGAGAACAAUUUCAUUGAAAUGAGAACAAUGGAGGAACUUGACGCAAUACCAUCUCCCAGAAUUCUCUUGACCCAUUUCGAAUACAAUCACAUUGCUCCCGACAUCUUCAAGAAAGGUUGCAAGAUUUUCUAUUUGUACCGGAACCCUAAAGAUGUGGCUGUAUCUUACUUCUAUCACAUGACCACCCUUCAAGCUGUCUAUAAAUUCACUGGAACCUGGGACCAAUACUUUGAUUUAUUAAUCAGUGGAACCCAUGAAUCGGGUCGUUGGUUGGAUAAUGUACCUGACUGGUGGGAGAAGAGCAAGAAUGACAAAAAUACACUCAUACUAAGCUAUGAGCAAAUGAAAAAGAACUUUGUCACAAAUGUAAAGAAAUUAUCAGAAUUCCUUGGGAAAACCUACGACAUGAACUUCUAUGAGGAAGUGGAAAAAGCUUGUAGCAUAAAAGUGAUGAAGAAAAAUCCAAAGCUGGAUUCAUUAACAGAUUUUGUGAAACAAGGAAAGCCUGGCAUGAUUCGUAAAGGUGAAAUAGGAGGAUGGAAGAAUUACUUCACUGUAGCACAGAAUGAACUCUUUGAUGCAGAGUACAAUAAAGUUAUGGUGAACCAUAAGGACCUCACAGUGGAGUUUGAAUAAUUCAGAAUAAAUGUUUGGUAUACUUGCUGUGGUUCAAAAUAUGGAAAGAGAGGAGAGCAAUGAGGACCAUGUUUGAUAUAACUAAUAAACAUAUUAGAGACAUUCUAUAUUAUACUUUUAUAAAGAUAUGAUCUACAUGUAUUGCAUUUAGCAGAUUUCAAGCAAUUUCAAACAAGUUGAAAAAAUACCUUUUUUUACCUUUUUUUACCUUGAGAAGGUCAUUGAAGGUCAAAUCCUAAAUCUAUAGUCAGAUUUGAACUUCUGAGAAUUUGUAGAUGAUUUCGAAGAAAACAUUUAAUCAAUAUGAAGCAAAUUG
This is a messenger RNA of Owenia fusiformis, 1441 nucleotides long. Lineage: Eukaryota; Metazoa; Annelida; Polychaeta; Sabellida; Oweniidae. The record is from the annotation of a GenBank genome assembly.